This is a messenger RNA of Cataglyphis hispanica, 2011 nucleotides long. It is a transcript of the gene Naa60, whose product is annotated as N-alpha-acetyltransferase 60. NCBI's taxonomy places the organism in Eukaryota, Metazoa, Arthropoda, Insecta, Hymenoptera, Formicidae. Bases 1 to 915 code for a protein of 304 amino acids. The record is from RefSeq and is a predicted model, not a curated record. Gene Ontology annotation, cellular component: Golgi membrane. The transcript has 2 exons. Gene Ontology annotation, molecular function: protein-N-terminal amino-acid acetyltransferase activity; histone acetyltransferase activity. Gene Ontology annotation, biological process: N-terminal peptidyl-methionine acetylation.
AUGGUCGUGUCCUUUAACCGAUAUCUACCGGUAAUCCUGCCGGAGAUCGAGGACAGUGAGUCCGGUCGUGUUGCCGUGAAGGCAAACGGAGUCGAGCCACUCGACGGCAAGCAACGUGCUUCCUACGUCACGAAUGAAACUGUCGCAAGAGAUUGUUCGACCACCAUCUGUAGCGGUUGCCCGACAACGACGACUACGUCAACGACAGCAGCAGCUUCCGUGACGACGCCGGCGGUCACAGUGCCGCUAUGUGUCCUGGGUGAGGUGCAGCUGCGCUUCCUCUGUCCCGAUGAUCUGGAAGAGGUGCGCUCGCUCUGUCAAGAUUGGUUUCCCAUAGAUUAUCCUUAUUCAUGGUACGAAGACAUUACAAGCUCAUCAAGGUUCUAUGCACUUGCAGCGGUAUAUGGCGGAGUAAUAAUAGGGCUAAUCGUUGCAGAGAUAAAGCCUUAUGCUAGGUUAAAUAAAGAAGACCGCGGUAUCUUGUGUUCCAGUUUAGGAAAAAAUUGUCUAGUAGGUUAUAUACUUAGCUUAGGGGUACGACGCGCAUAUAGGAGAAAUGGAAUAGCUUCGUUGCUGUUGGAACAACUGUUGGCCCAUGUCACUGCUCCUGAACGUUCCUCUGUAAAGGCAGUCUUCCUACAUGUGCUCUCCAGCAAUGCUCCUGCUAUAUUGUUUUAUCAGAGGUGUCACUUUCGGUUGCACAGUUUUCUUCCAUAUUACUAUUCGAUACGGGGAAAGUGUAAGGAUGGUUUUACAUACGUUCUCUAUGUUAACGGCGGACACGCACCAUGGGGCAUCUGGGAUUGGGUGCGCCACUUGGCCGGCGCGAUGACCAACUUUGUACCAUGCAGGGUACCGCGUUGGAUCUGGCAGCGUCUUCUAUGGGCGACUACCAUUCUUUCUUAUCACAGAUGAUACAUUUUGUGAUUUAUCAUGUUCCAUACAUAUGUGUUGUGUAUAUGCUUAUUUUUCUUUUUUGGAUUCUAAAACUAUACGCGCAUUGAAGUGCCAUAUGUCGAUUCACUUUUUUAUAAAGGAUUUAGUUAGCUACAGAGUUCUAUUUGAUUUUAUUAUUGAAUAGAUUCGUGCUGAUGUAAACUUAGAAAUAAAUAUUAACCAUGAUCAACUUAUAAUGCCAACGAAUAUUUAAAUUCAUCUAAAAUUUGAGAAAAGCAAAGACUAUAAAGUAUCUUAGCACAACUUUUGUUACCAAGGAUAACUAGUUGUUAAAAACUAUUACUAUUACUAAUAGUAUUGUAAUAGUUCAAAAUAUGUAACUGCCAAAAAUAAUUAAGUUGAAAUAAUUUGCAUGUUACUAUCUUCCACAGUACUUUUAAAAGUACAGAGUAGAAUCGUUUUUAUUUUGAACUUAAAGAAGAAGAGCUUUGAGAUAAUUAUAUUUAAUGUGAUACAAGACUAAAAAAAGACAGUUUAUUGCUGGCGUUUAUAAAAAUUUAUACAUUACAUCGAAAAAACAAAUGUAUACACAGAAUGGAAUAAGCCAUUAUGUUUUUGAAUUAUGAAAAUAUAUUAAACAAAUUAUUUUCUUUAAAAUAUGCCUUACACAUAGAGGAAAUUAUCUGUCUCUUAAAUAAUUUAAAGGUGAGCUUCAUUCUUUUAUAAUAAUAAAUUAUAUAUCUUUAGACAAACUUUUUAUAAACGUAUGUAAUAAAUUAGCUGUAUAUAAUAUUACUGCUAUAUUAGAUACAUUAUACAAAGGCAAAAUAAUAAUCACAAAUAAUACUUUAGUGAUAAAAACGUGAUAACAUUAGUCUCAUUUCAAACUGUGUAUACAAGCACAUAUUUAUAAGAAAAUGUGUAGUUAUUUAUAUUUGUUUUUACAAACUCGAGAUAUAUAUAAAAACUUUUUUUUACAUAUAUUAUUUUGAAAUGUGGUCACAAUUUUACUAUAAAUUCUAGAAUAAAUUUAAAAAGUGAGUGUGAAAAUGAUGUGUGAAUGUAUGUGCAGAGUGAUAUUUAUACACAUAAUGUAAAUAUAAAUAUAUAUAUA